AUGAAAAUGGUGUUGUCACAACGGCAACGGGAGGAGCUGAACAAAGCCAUUGCCGAUUACUUGGGCAGCAAUGGGUACACGGACGCGCUGGAAGCGUUCAAGAAAGAAGCGGACAUGACCGGCGAAAUGGAUCGCAAGUUUGGCGGACUCCUAGAGAAGAAGUGGACAUCGGUCAUCAGGUUACAGAAGAAGGUCAUGGAACUGGAGUCGAAGCUGUCCGAGGCACAGAAAGAGUUCAUAGAGGGCGCACCGACGCGUGCGAAACGCACGCCAACCGAGUGGAUCCCUAGGCCACCCGAAAAGUUCAGCCUUACUGGCCAUCGAGCUACUAUUACUAAAGUAAUAUUUCAUCCAGUGUUCAGCUUACUGGUGUCGUCGAGCGAAGACGCCACCAUCAAGGUGUGGGACUUUGAGAACGGCGAUUUCGAACGAACCCUGAAAGGUCACACCGACUCUGUUCAAGAUAUCGCGUUCGAUCAUCAUGGAAACUUAUUGGUAUCGUGCAGUGCGGACAUGUCUAUCAAGCUGUGGGACUUCAACCAGACGUACGAGUGCGUCAAGACGAUGCACGGGCACGACCACAACGUGUCUUCGGUCGCUUUCUCCCCCAGCGGGGACAUUGUCUACUCGGCCAGCCGGGAUAAGACUAUCAAGGCUUGGGAGGUUGCUACUGGAUAUUGUGUCAAGACGUACAAGGGUCAUCGCGAGUGGGUGCGCAUGGUUCGCGUUUCUGCCGACGGCACUCUUCUCGCGUCUUGCUCCAACGACCAGACCGUGCGCAUAUGGAACGCUGACACUAAUGAGUGCAAGGUUGAAUUGCGUGAACACGAACACGUAGUGGAGUGUGUCGCUUGGGCGCCCGAAAGUGCCGCCGCAGCUAUCAACGAGGCGGCGGGCGGAGAUAACCGCAGAGCAAACCACGUUGGACCUUUCUUGGCGAGUGGAUCACGAGAUAAAUCUGUUAAGAUAUGGGACGUUAGCACCGGCGUAUGUCUAGCCACACUUGUGGGCCACGACAAUUGGGUGCGAGGCGCUGUCUGGCAUCCCGGCGGUAGGUACUUACUCACAGCCUCCGACGACAAGACCCUGCGCGUCUGGGACGUUGCGCACACGCGCUGCCUGAAGACACUGUACGCGCACCAACAUUUCGCCACCAGCGUCGAUUUCCACAAAAACUUGCCAUACGUCAUCUCGGGCAGCGUCGAUCAGACCGUGAAAGUUUGGGAGUGUCGUUAA
Molecule: messenger RNA, 1236 nt
Organism: Leptosia nina
Lineage: Eukaryota; Metazoa; Arthropoda; Insecta; Lepidoptera; Pieridae
Source: the annotation of a GenBank genome assembly